CGCUUCGUGAGUCGUUAAGUCAAAUAUAACCACCCAGCUGGCUUUGGGUCCAGACUGCCGGGAGCACCUCCCCGGGUUGACUUUUUCAUCCGUUCUAAUAGGCCGCCAUGACAGAUGUUCGAUGUGGAAAUGGCCUGUUCAGCCGGAAUGUAGGAAACCAUCCGGUAGCCCCUAUUUCGCCAGGCGUUUGCGCUCUCGCCACCUGUGCUGCACGGCAAAGGGGGAGGAGAAGAAUAUUGACAUAAGCGCGUGCUUGGUAGCGCAAACUGAGACACUCAGAAUUGGCGAUCGGCAAGCCUACGACGUACGAAGGGACUGACCAAGGAAUGUGGCGGUUUGGUUCAAGAUGCUCCCGAAUUUAACCCUCGGCCGUGGCACCCGGGGUCGUAACGGUAACGAAUCCAGCCAACCGGUGUCUGCCAGCUCCGCUCCCGAUUCCCAACUGGGAAGCCUUCUAGAAGCACGGAAUCGGCCUUCUGACACACGGGCGGAGAGGGGCCAAACCAGGUCCAUUCUUGGCCCCGACGGGCCGACCCCGCGGCUCGUCAACCACAUCCAAGUUGCCGGGCGAGCUGAUCUCAUUGAAAGUUACGUGGCAUCAGCAAGGCUUCAUCAUCGGCUUGGCCCGGACAUUUUCAGGGUUUUGGGUUCGCAGAUUCCAGAAAGGCAAUGUUGGGGAGCUCUUCGGUUUGCAGGGGUUCUACUGUGUAGUGUAAUGCAGGAAGUCAAGGGGUGCAGCCUGCAGAAACGCAAACACACAGACCUUCCCCUGCAGCUUGAUCGAAUUUGGGUCCGCCUUGCACAGACAAAGGCGGGAGAUCGUUAUCGAAGAGAGUGUCGCUAUCCGCAGCCACAAAUUUGAGAUGAUGCUCAGGGGCAAUCGCCUGGCUAUCUCUUUCUUUUUCUUACUUCUUUUUUUCCUCAGAUUGGAUGUGGGUGGGCUAGGACGUUGGCUGUGGAACCUCCAAGUGCCGCCUACGUCUCGGCCUGCUGUCCGUCG
Messenger RNA from Canariomyces notabilis, 1000 nucleotides. RefSeq lists its product as uncharacterized. The record is from RefSeq and is a predicted model, not a curated record. The transcript has a single exon. NCBI's taxonomy places the organism in Eukaryota, Fungi, Ascomycota, Sordariomycetes, Sordariales, Chaetomiaceae. The coding region runs from base 347 to 862 and encodes 171 amino acids.